CGAUUCAUUUCUCUGCAACUGCAAGCCCUACUGGAUUGCCGCCCGAUUCUUCUCCACUAUUUCUAGGGUUUCUCAAGUUCGACAGAAAAUGGGUUCCGACGCAGCAGCCUCCACCAAAGGCGGCCGGGGAAAGAGCAAGGCGACCAAAUCUGUCUCGCGUUCAUCCAAAGCAGGUCUCCAAUUUCCGGUGGGGAGAGUCGCGCGGUUUCUGAAAACAGGGAAAUACGCCGAGCGCGUCGGCGCCGGUGCUCCGGUCUACCUCUCCGCCGUCCUCGAGUACCUCGCGGCGGAGGUUUUGGAACUUGCGGGGAAUGCUGCGAGGGAUAAUAAGAAGACGAGGAUUGUGCCGAGGCACAUACAAUUAGCAGUGCGGAACGAUGAGGAGUUGAGUAAGUUGCUGGGAAGUGUGACCAUUGCUAAUGGCGGAGUUUUGCCCAAUAUUCAUCAAAGCUUACUGCCAGCGAAAGCUGGAGGCAAGGAUAAGGAGAUUGGCUCUGCAUCUCAAGAAUUUUAGAAAAUCCUUUUCACAUUAAUUGGUCGAAUUGGUAUAUGGUGUGCAGAACCCAAACUUUUUGUUGCUUGAAAUACACACAGUGGGUUGUUAAUGAAGUUUGGUUUCUCUGA
This is a messenger RNA of Andrographis paniculata, 624 nucleotides long. Its product is annotated as probable histone H2AXa. The coding region runs from base 89 to 514 and encodes 141 amino acids. Gene Ontology annotation, cellular component: nucleosome. Gene Ontology annotation, molecular function: structural constituent of chromatin; DNA binding; protein heterodimerization activity. The transcript is spliced from 2 exons. NCBI's taxonomy places the organism in Eukaryota, Viridiplantae, Streptophyta, Magnoliopsida, Lamiales, Acanthaceae. The record is from RefSeq and is a predicted model, not a curated record.